AAAUUCUCAUAUGUGAAGCAUGUCUAGACCAACAACUCAUAAAUUAUUAAUAUAUUCUGCUAAACAAAUUGUACAAAUAUCAAAAAAUGGUGAAGAAGUAUUAAAGGGGAUAAAACAAGACCAACCUAUUAUUUUAAAUGAAAAAUUUGGCGAUAAUGGGGAAACGAUUGGUUUAUCAAUUGUGAUAGAUAUGACAGGAAGGAUCGAGGCCGUUGAUUUCGAUGACCAAAUCAAAUGCCAAUUUAGGUUCGCCAUUUUUGAGCAAAGUUUAUGCGCCAAGGGUUUGGUCAUCUUACCAGGAUUAAUAGACGCUCAUACGCAUCCCAUAUGGGCUGGAGAUCGAGUCGAGGAAUUUGCUAUGAAGCAAAAAGGCGCUACAUACAAUGAAAUAACUUUAAGCGGUGGCGGGAUAUACAAAACGGUAAGGGAGACAGACCUCGCUUCCGAUGAAAAAUUGUACAACCUGCUCAAAAACAGAUUGUAUCAUAUGAUGAAAUCCGGCACUACCCUAGUUGAAUGCAAAAGCGGAUAUGGGUUAGGAUUGGAGCAAGAAAUGAGACUUUUGACUAUACUUAAACGAGCCAACGACGAAUUGCCUCUCACACUUUCCAUCACCUAUCUAGGAGCUCACGCCGUACCAAGUAACACCAACGUUACGACUUUUGCCCAAGAAAUAGCGGACUCCCAUAUACCAUUUCUGUUAGACGCUUACCUAGAAAAUAAAAUAUCUCUUCAAAAUGUGGACGUUUUUUGCGAAACGGGCUAUUUCGAUGUCGAAAAUUCGUUCAAAAUCCUGAAAGCUGCUAGAAGGGCCGGGUUCAAUAUUAACGUUCAUGGGGAUGAAUUGACGCCUAUUGGAUCUUAUAAAUUAGUGGAUAUGCUAAGACGAGACGCUCACAGUUGUAACGUAUAUUCGGUGGACCAACGUUACUAUUCCAUUUCUCAUUUGGAGGAGCUCAGCCAAGAAGGUAUAGAAGUUCUAGCUAAAGAUUGCAAGUUCGUGGCCGUUCUUUUACCCUUAACUAAAUUUAUAUUGGGAAUAACGGAUAAAAAUAAGCCACCUGCUAGACAGUUGAUUCAAAACGAUGUGCCCGUUGCAUUAGGCACGGAUUUUAAUCCUUCAUCCCAUUGUUAUUCAAUGCCUAUAGCUAUGUACACGGCGGUCGUAACGAUGGGUAUGACGCUAGAAGAAUCAUUAGUCGCUUCCACCUUAAACGCGGCAGCUUCCUUGAAUAUGUCGCAAGAUUAUGGUUCCCUAGAAAGGGAUAAAAUGGGAGAUUUACUCGUACUAGAUUGUUCGGAUUGGAAACAUCUGAUAUAUCAAUUGGGUAAUCACGAUCAGCUGAUUAAUUACGUCAUAAAACGGGGUUCGAUAAUUUAUGGAAGGGCUCCUUUUCGAUAUUCAAAAGGAGAACCGCAAACCGGUGAAAUGAUAUUUGCUCAAAAGAGAGAAAAAUCGCUUCCAAUCUUAACAAAGGAAGAAAAUUGGUUGUUGUUGUGAUUUGUUUUUAUCCUUUUUUUAUCCCAUUCUUUUAAUAGAAAAUUAUGUCAAUAUUUAGCACACUUAAGAUCUUUGAUAUCUUAUAUAAUAUAAACUGCUUCAAAAUUUUUGAGGAAUUAUUUCUAAAUUAUAUAUAUAUUAAUUUUAUUAUAACAUUCAUCCCAUUUAUUAAAACGAAUUUUAGUCUUCACCUAUCAAGAAAAUAUUUUUUUCUAAUUGACGCUCUAAUCAACUGAAGUGAUAUUUAGUAUUAAUAUUUAAUAUAUCAAAAUUAUAUUUAUAAAAAUUUAUUUUAGAAUUAUAUUUUAAGAUUUAUGCAAUCUUCAUAACAAAUUAUUACUUAUAUUUAAAAAAAAUUAUGCUAUUUAUUAUAAAAA
Molecule: messenger RNA, 1878 nt
Organism: Gordionus sp. m RMFG-2023
Lineage: Eukaryota; Metazoa; Nematomorpha; Gordioida; Chordodea; Parachordodidae
Product: probable imidazolonepropionase
Exons: 10
Coding region: 20-1501 (493 amino acids)
Cellular component (GO): cytoplasm
Molecular function (GO): imidazolonepropionase activity
Source: RefSeq, a predicted model, not a curated record